This is a messenger RNA of Ipomoea nil (Japanese morning glory), 2768 nucleotides long. Its product is annotated as putative late blight resistance protein homolog R1B-14. Gene Ontology annotation, molecular function: ADP binding. The transcript is spliced from 2 exons. NCBI's taxonomy places the organism in Eukaryota, Viridiplantae, Streptophyta, Magnoliopsida, Solanales, Convolvulaceae. Bases 94 to 2724 code for a protein of 876 amino acids. Gene Ontology annotation, biological process: defense response to other organism. The record is from RefSeq and is a predicted model, not a curated record.
GGUGUAUCACUGGCUGGCCUGGUUUUUUCUUGAAUUCGAUCAUUAUUCUCCCAGGCCAUUUCCUGAGCUGAGAGAGUGAGAGAGUAGUGCGCCAUGGACGCAGUUGUAGGGUUGGUGAUAGGCAAAGUAGUACAAAGUGUGGAAGAAAACGAGACGCUUAUUCUUGGGAUCGAGGAUCAGGUGGAAGAUCUGCUGUGCGAACUCAGGUCGUUCUGGGCUCUCAGUGAAGCAGCCAAGAACUGUAAUGACAAAGCUGUACUCGAAGAAGUGGUGCAGAAGAUUCAGAAAGUUGUAAUUGAUGCUGAAGAUGCCAUUGAUAAAUACCUUGUAGAGGAAAGGAACCACAGAGGCAGAGGGGUCCUCAUGAAAUGGCCGGAAAAAGUAAGUUAUUAUAACAAGGUUAAUGAUGCUGCCAAGGAGAUGGAGAGCAUUAAGAAAAGGGCGGAGAAAAUCCGGCUAGAUCUUGAGUUACUCCAAGGCGGUUCGCUAAAUAAUCCUCAGCUGCCGGCGGCGGAUCUCCAGGCUCAUGUGGCGGAAGAUGAAUUGGUAGGCUUUGAUGAGGAUGCUCAAACUAUAAAGUAUCGUCUCACUGAAAAAUUAGAUGAUACGACUGUAAUUGCAAUUGUUGGAGGGGCUGGAAUAGGCAAAACCACAUUGAUGAAAAUGAUAUUUAAUGAUCGUGAACUUCGUCACGAGUUUUUCACUCGUCUUUGGAUUUACGUAUCUAUGACCGUGAAUAGGAAACAAAUAUUCAUGGACAUUAUAAGUAAUUUCACCAAGGAAACCAGCGGUUACAAGGAUAUGAAGGAGGAACAACUAGCAGAAAGAAUCCAGGAUUUUUUGAUGGAGGGGAAGUAUUUCAUUGUUGUGGAUGAUUUAUGGCGCACGGAAGAUUGGGAUUAUUUGAGAACUGCUUUUCCUAACAACCAGAAAGGCAGUAGAAUAUUGGUAACAACGCGUGUUCUUGAAGUGGCUAAUCAUGUUGAUUCUAAAAAUGCUCCAUACAAAUUAAAUUUUUUAAGUGUUGAGCAAAGUUGGGAGUUAUUACAAAAGAAAGUUUUCCCCAUGGGAACAUGUCCUAGUUAUCUUGAAUCCAUUGGGAGAAGAAUUGCAAUUAAAUGCAAUGGGUUACCGCAAGCAGUAGUGGUGAUUGCUGGUGUCCUUGAUAAGAACAGCUCACCUGCAGAGUGGCUAGAGGUGGCUGAAGAUCUGUUUCCAUUAAUCAAUUGGGAAAACCAAAGCUACAAUGAACUUGUAUUACUGAAUUACAAUCAUUUGCGUAACUACACAAAAGAUUGUUUCCUAUAUCUUGCAGCAUUUCCAAUGGGACAUGAAAUUCCUGUUUGGAAACUGAUUCGCUUGUGGAUUGCAGAAGGAUUUAUUCCUUAUUCAUCCCAGCAGAACAUGGAGGGCACUGCUGAAACAUAUUUGAAGGAUUUUGUGAAUAGGAAUCUAUUGAUGGUAGUGAAAACAAGAGCGGACGGUGAAAUCAAAUCUUGCCGUCUUCAUGACAGAUUGCACGAGUUUUGCAAAUCUGAAGCUAUGAAGAAUAAUCUGUUCCAUGAGAUUGAUGGGGCAAGAAUAGAAGGAAAUGAGAAUUACCGUCGCUUGUCCAUCCGUUUCUCCCUUAAAGACUUCAUAGCAGGUUCUAAGGACAAGUCAUCAGGUCAGCAUAUCCGCUCUCUUCUAACAUCUACAAAACUUAAGAUUCCCAAACAACACUUAGCAGCUAUUCCCAAAUCCUAUCCACUUCUCAAAGUGUUUGAUGCUGAAUCCCUCACAUUUGAAAUAUUGCCCAAAGAGCUUUAUCACUUAUAUCAUCUACGUUACUUGGCUAUCUCAACUGACAACAAUAUCAUUCCAAAACUAUUCACUCAUCUGUGGAACUUGCAAACUCUUGUGUUCAAAACAUCGCAAAGUACAGUUGAUGUUAAGGCUGAGAUAUGGAACAUGCCAAAACUAACGCAUAUCCUGUCAAAUGCCUCUUUGCAACUCCCCCCUCCUAAUUCACAAAGUUGCCAAGACAACUCUUCUUCUUCAUCAUCAUGUCCAGAAUUAUUGCAAACUCUUUCCACCAUAUCACCCAAAAGCUGCACUGAAGAGAUCUUUGACAAGAUGCCUAACCUUAAGAAACUAGGCGUCCGUGGGAAUAUUGUAGCAGAGCUUCUAGAGAGCAAGGAAGGAAUUUGCUUGUUUGACAAUAUACGAAAGUUGGAGAAACUCGAAAAGCUGAAACUCAUGCAUGAAGCUUUCAAUUAUGAAGCUACCACACUGCAGCGGCCUAUUAUUCCACAAGCUGACAGAUUCCCAAGCAGGUUAAGAAAGCUGACUUUAUCCAAGACGUCCUUUGAUUGGAAAGACAUUUGCGUAUUGGGAUCCCUGGAAGAGCUGGAGGUCCUCAAGUUGGGGGAAUUAGCAGUCAAGGGAGAUUGUUGGGAACUGAACAAUGAUGUUGUUUUUAGGAGCCUUCAAUUCUUGGGCAUUGGGAGAACGGACUUGGUGUACUGGAGUUGUGAGCAGAGUAGCUUCCCAGUAUUGAGACGGCUUUACAUAUCGCAAUGUGAACAACUUAAUGAAGUCCCACUUUCCUUUAAGGAUGUGAAGAGCCUCAAGAUUAUUGACUUGUUUUAUACCAACCAACGGGCUGCUAAUUCUGCAAGGAGUAUACUACGCCAGAAACCUAACUUGGAUUUUGUGCUCUCUAUUUUGCCUCCUCAUCAUUGACUGUACUACUUCAACUCCAUCUAUUGCAAUGCCGCCUGAUUCUA